CACCAUGAAAACAGCUCCGAAAAACUUACCAAAAUAAGACCGUUGAAAAUAUUUUACAAAAGUAAAAGGGCAGGAAAAUUAGCCUUUUUCUACGUUUAUACAUAUUUGGUAAAAUUUCCAAACCCAAGUAUUUGUAUCCAGGAACAGAAGCUAGCAAUCCAAGUGAAGUAAUCAUGUUUAAAAUGAAACGAACGAGAGUAAUCAGACGCAAGGCAGCCAUUAUCAGGGCUUCAAAGAGGGCCUUCCAGGAAAAGAUUCGCAAACAGAUGGAAUCGUGUGGCGUGACUCAAAUGGGAAACGCAUCAACGCAACAGUCGAAUGUGCCGAUGGAUGUGGAUGCGGAUAUGGGACGCAAAAUGUCGGAAGAUGGAAUGACUGAUACAUCGAAUACGGUCAAACAGCCAUCCUGUUCCAAGGAUCAAAAGCAAUUGUCGCGAAAACAAAAGCCAUCCCCAUCCUACAACCACCAGGAGCAGAUCGAACAAAGAGCAAAGCGACCAAAGAUAUGUAAAAAAAGGUGCAAACAGAAAAGACGAAUGCCAUCAUCGCUCUCCGAUGAUGGAAUUGCCGGCAGAAAGCCGGCCAAAAUUAAUAAGUAUAGCGAACUUAGCUACGGCAGCGAAUCCAGCAUGCCGUUCGAAAUGAAACAGCAGAGCAAUGACAAUCAGAAUAACAAUGACAAUGCUGAGGGUAGUGGAUUUGAUCGACAGGAGAGCGCCAACGAGUAUGUUAUCGGUGGCUAUCAUCCGGUGGCCAUUGGCGAUGUAUUCGUAAACCGCUAUCAUGUCUUCAAAAAGCUGGGCUGGGGUCACUUCUCCACCGUGUGGCUAUGCUAUGAUACCCAGAUGGAUCGCUACUGUGCCGUCAAGGUGUCCAAGUCGGCGCAGGUCUACAAGGAAACUGGUAUCGAUGAGAUUAUGCUCUUUUCCCAAAUGAGCCUACACGAUCAGCAUAAGUACAGAAGCCACGUGGUCGGUUUCUACGAUUUCUUUGAAAUUACCGGACCGCACGGAAGGCACAUUUGCCUGGUCCUAGAGGUUCUCGGUGACAAUUUGCUAAAAGUCAUCGAAAGAUGCUUUUACAAAGGUAUGCCCAUUUCCAAUAUCAAGCAAAUUGCCCAGCAGGUGCUCACGGGCCUAAAGUUUCUGCACGAAGAGUGCGGGAUCAUACACACCGAUCUAAAGCCGGAGAAUGUGCUCCUCGCGUCCAACGAGGUGUCCGUUCGGACCGAGAUCAAGACGGCAAUUGAAGUAUAUUUGAAGGCCAACGAGGGGAAACUAAGUCCUAGCUCCAAGAUGACCAAAACGGCCAAGAGACGGAUGCAGGCAAAGUCCAAGAAGGUGAUAUCGUUUUUCAAGAAUCAUCGCCGCAUGCUCCGCAGGCAGGGCAUCGAGGAUCUGCUCUAUCUGGCCGAACGUGGCCUCAUCGAACCGAUUACCGCCGCCAUGGCCGUCUCCGAUAACUUACCAUUCAUUCCCUUCGGCUUCGACGGGUUUAUGAUGAUGAGCGAUGCCGAUUGCCGUACGGUGCAGAAUUCCAAGUUGCCCGAAAUGGAGGGCAUGGAAUACAAAUGCGACAGGAUAAACCUGUGUUUAAAGAGUCCAGAGCUCUUCUUGCGAUAUGUGCUCGAUAUUAUCAAGAAUUUGGAUGAGAAGGAGCUUAGCACUCAGGACAAGCGGAGGCGCUUCACGCAGGCCAGUGGACGUGGCCAGACCAAAAAGAAUGCCAGGUCCCGAUUGAGAUUGGCAUCGAAUGCUGCAUAUACGACUGGAACCGGUUGGCGAUCGAACAGAAAAAUCAAUUUGAACGAUAUUUACCCCAUCGAUCCGGCCAACAACGAAUGCGAUGUACGGGUGAAGAUAGCCGACUUGGGCAAUGCGUGUUAUUUCCAUCAUCACUUCACCGACGACAUCCAGACCAAGGAGUACCGGGCCUUGGAGGUGAUACUCGGUGCGGGAUAUUGCGAGACCGCCGAUAUCUGGAGCGUGGCCUGUCUGUUGUGGGAGCUGGCCACCGGGACCUAUCUAUUCGAUACCCAUUCGAAAAGGGGCAAAUACAAUCUGGAUGAGGUCCAUAUAGCGAAAAUCGUCGAAACCUGUGGUCGCAUACCGUGGUAUCUCAUCCGCAAAGGCAAACACUCGAGGAAUUUCAUCAAUAGCGCCGGCAAACUAUGCAACAUAGAAACCCUGAAGCCCCUUAAACUGGCCAAUAUCUUAAUCAGAUGGUACGGAUGGAGGACUCGCCAAUCCACGGAAUUCGUUAAUUUCCUGAUGCCCAUGCUGCAGACCAAUCCUUUGUCUCGCAUAUCCGCAAGCAAAGCCUUGGAAAGCCACUACUUAUGCAACAUUGCUCUUCCUGGCAUUGACAUUGACAGUUACUACUAUUAUAGUGUACGUGAAAUCAAGGACUGCACACAUACCAAGAGUGAAAGAAAUAGCGAUGAGGACAGCAGCAGCUGCAGUUCCAUAGACAGCAGCGAAUUUUCCAGCGACGAGGUCUGCUAUGAGGACGAUGUCAACGAAGAAGACAUCAAGAAGUUAUAUUAAACAGUGAUUUAUUUAGCCAAAGCACAGCCAGUAACCCAUAUAAGUAACUCAUAUAACCCAUAUUAGAUAUUUCAAGUUAUAAUAAAGUGCUCCGGAGGCC
Drosophila melanogaster (fruit fly) is the source of this 2646-nucleotide messenger RNA. RefSeq lists its product as uncharacterized. The record is from RefSeq and is marked reviewed. NCBI's taxonomy places the organism in Eukaryota, Metazoa, Arthropoda, Insecta, Diptera, Drosophilidae. Bases 174 to 2546 code for a protein of 790 amino acids. Gene Ontology annotation, molecular function: transferase activity; kinase activity; ATP binding. The transcript is spliced from 4 exons.